Harmonia axyridis is the source of this 2043-nucleotide messenger RNA. Its product is annotated as zinc finger and BTB domain-containing protein 42-like. Gene Ontology annotation, cellular component: nucleus. Gene Ontology annotation, molecular function: protein binding. Gene Ontology annotation, biological process: regulation of transcription by RNA polymerase II. NCBI's taxonomy places the organism in Eukaryota, Metazoa, Arthropoda, Insecta, Coleoptera, Coccinellidae. The record is from RefSeq and is a predicted model, not a curated record. Bases 199 to 1359 code for a protein of 386 amino acids. The transcript has 5 exons.
GCUUUUGAGUUUUUGUUAGAAUCAGUAAAUAUGGAAGUUCGAAGUUGAGAAGUCUUAGGAUUUAAGAUCCUAUUAUACUAUUACUGAAAACUUAUUAUUAAAGCUUCAUUAAAUUCUGUUUUUAUCAAUAUAAAAGAUAUAUUACCUCAAAUUCAUAUGUCCUUUGACUUGAAGGAAAAUCUUAGAUAGUCUAUAAAUAUGGAAGGUGAACAAUUUUCGUUAUGUUGGAAUAACUUCCACCAUAAUUUAAGCUCAGGAUUUCAUGCUCUCUAUAAAGAAGAGGAUUUAGUGGAUGUUACCCUAGCAGCUGAAGGCAAAUACAUCAAAGCUCACAAAACUGUAUUAUCAGUUUGUAGUCCUUAUUUCAAAGAACUUUUUAGAAUAAAUCCUUGUAAGCAUCCCAUUGUUAUUCUACAGGAUGUAAAUUAUACUGCUUUAUGCAGUUUGCUACAGUUCAUGUAUCAGGGCCAAGUUAGUGUUGGUCAAGAAGAGAUUCCAACCUUCAUGAGGGUGGCUGAGACUCUCAGAGUGAAAGGUCUUACAGAUAAUGGUUCCCCUAAUUUAGAUACGAAUGGAAUGAAUAGCUUCUCUGACCAAAAAAAUAUGAUGAAGAAACCUAUGAAGCCUGUGAAGAAAGUUAUUCGACCGAUUCAGCCUUUACAGAGACCAAAUAGUAGCCCAAUACAGAGAGCUGUCAAAUCUCCUUUGCCAUCUUCUUCUACCCCUCCAGCCAAAAAAAUGCAUUUGGAAGAACAAUUAGUACAGAAACCAUUUGAACAAUUAACACAGAAGCCUCUUCAACAAAUUCAAAAAUCUAUUCCUAAUACCCAACAACCUUUACAGCAUUCCCAAGUACAGAAUUCCUCACGCCAUAUUGAGCCUCUUCUAAAACCAAAAAUGGAACCUAUAGAUCAUCCUGAUGAUGAUGAUAGUACUCAACAAUCAUUUGAUGAAGAACCUUUUGACAUGAAUGCAUUGAUGGCCCAGUCACUGGAAACAGGAGAUCAUUCUAUGGAAUCAAUGCCUCCUGGUUGGAUUUCUGAUAAUGCCAAUCCCCCAGAUACAUCUAGUCCAGGCACCAUUCAGUGUAUCCUGGGAAGAAGAGGCAAUCCAAGAUUAAUUGUAGACGGCCAUGUUUUCUACAAAAAAAGUACAUACAAAGGGAAGGCAUUCUGGUAUUGUAAAAACAGUCGAACGCCUGACAAAUGCCAAGCGGUAUGUUGGACUAUGAACGGAAAUAUUGUGAAAUGGCCUUAUAUGCAUACUCAUGCCGUCAUUCCUGACGUUUUCAAUCCUGAAGAGGAUACUGAAGUUCCUAUAGAAAAUUUACAAGAAGUUUUAUGGCAGACCUCUCUAUGAAUUUAGUCAGAAUGUUAAAAUUUGAAGAGACUUUGUAUGUUGAGAAUUGGACUGUUGAUUUUGUUUUUUCGUUUUUGUUGAGGAUAUGACCAAAAUCGAAUUUGUUGUAGAAAUAUUUUUUUAUUUCAAUUUAUUUAUUUGUUUGGGCGUUUCAAUUGUGACAUUGGAAAGGAAUGAAGGUUAUUUCAAUAAAGUUCAUUUACUAAUAUGUAAAUGACAUACCUUUUGAAAGUUUUUAAUGAAUUUGCCUGCAUGAAAUCUUUAUCAUCUGGGAAAUUUUAAUACUUUGAAUUCUAGAGAACUACGAUGUUGAAAAUCUUUAGUAGUUUUCGUUAUUGGAUCUCAAUUUGAUUUUUUUUUAUUUAUUCAUUCAUAGUUCUAUCAGUAAUUAAAAGUAUUUAUAUUUUUCUCUAUAUUAUUGGACAGUGAUGCUAAGUAUAGCCAAAUUAUAAACUUGAAUUUGUAUUAAGUAUUUUUAUGUACUGAUUCUUAUUAAUCUGGUAUCCCGGAUUUAAUUUUACAUCUGAUUUGAAACUCAUGUAAUAUAUUGUUUGCUAUUUCUAUUGAUUGCACUGAUUUUCGAUUCAUUCAGAUCUGUAUAAUAAUACACUUCAGAUUUAUGUAUUUGAAGUAUAAAGUGAGUUUUAUCAAGCAAUUAAGAUCGGAAAUAAAAAGAUUUUACUA